This is a messenger RNA of Alligator mississippiensis (American alligator), 2186 nucleotides long. It is a transcript of the gene IL6R, whose product is annotated as interleukin 6 receptor. Gene Ontology annotation, cellular component: external side of plasma membrane; membrane. The transcript has 9 exons. The coding region runs from base 351 to 1733 and encodes 460 amino acids. The record is from RefSeq and is a predicted model, not a curated record. Gene Ontology annotation, biological process: cytokine-mediated signaling pathway. NCBI's taxonomy places the organism in Eukaryota, Metazoa, Chordata, Crocodylia, Alligatoridae. Gene Ontology annotation, molecular function: cytokine receptor activity; protein binding.
CAGCGGUGCGAGGUGCGGAUGUCCCCGCAGUCCCGAGCUCCGUGUGCGACAGGCGGCCCGGGUCCGCUUUCUGCGAGGCAGCCCAAAACACCGCCGCUCCCCCGGGCAGAGGCUGCCCGAGCUCCCCGCGCCGGGGAAACUGAGGCAGAGCGCGAGAGCGGCCCCGCGCCUCACGGGCAGGGGAGGACCUGGGACUGCCACGUGCCCUGCCCGCCGGUUGCUCAACCCACGCCCGCCCCCACCCGCCCCCGCAGCCGCUUUCACAACUCCGGCGCCAGAUUGGAGCGGCAGUUCCUCAAAUGCUCCCGGGGCGCGUGUGCGAGGGGUGCUGAGGCCGGGCCGGGCCGGGGAUGCCGGGCGGAGCCGCCGCCUGCUCCCCGCGCCCGCGGCUCCCGGCGCUCGGCGCCGCGCUCCUGGCCUCGCUGCUGGUGGCGGCGCGGGAGGGGCCGCAGCGGGGCCGCUGCCCGCAGCCAGCCGUCCCCCCCGGCACGGUGCUGAGCGCGGCGGGAGCCAACGUGACCUUGACCUGCCCACGGGCGCUGCAGAGCAACGGCUCGGUGUGGUGGCAGCCCGAGGGCCGGGUGCCGGGCUGGGCCUCGGGACGCAGGGAGCUGCGGGACACCAGCCUGGUGCUGCCCGCGGUGCGGCCCGAGGACUCCGGGCGCUACGGCUGCCGGGCGGGAGGGCGACUGCUGCACACCGUGCAUCUGCUGGUGGACGAGCCCCCGGAGCCGCCUCGUGUGUCCUGCUCCCGGCGCAGCCACCAGAAGGACAUCCUGUGCGAGUGGCAGCCACGGGCCAGGCCCUCGCCCAGCACCCGGGCCGUACUGUGGGUGAAGAGGGCCCCGGGGGCCAACGCCACGGAGCAGCGGUGCCGCUUCUUCCCGCGGGCGCACCGGUUCGUGUGCCGGAUCCCGAUGCCGCCCGUGGACGACGACAAGCUGCUGCACGUCUCGGUGUGCGUGAGCAACGGCGCAGGCAGCGCGGCCAGCGCAGACCGGCUCUUCUCGGCCAACAGCGUCCUGAAGCCGGACCCGCCCGUGAACUUGACCGUGGAUCCCGUGGAGGCCGCGCCGCAGCAGCUGCGCCUGAGCUGGACCUACCCCCCGUCCUGGGACGCCAGCUUCUACCAGCUGCGCUUCCAGGUCCGCUACCGCGCCGAGCCCUCCGGAGCCUACGCCCAGGUGGACGGGCUGAAGGACACGUCCCUGGUGAUCCGCGAUGCCCUGAGGGGCGCCCGGCACUGGGUGCAGGUGCGGGCCCGGGAGGAGUUCGACCUGGGCGAGUGGAGCGAGUGGAGCCGGGAGGCCGUGGGCAGCCCGUGGGCAGACCCGCGGGAGCAGGAGGCGAUCACGGCGUGGGAUGAGGGGCUCUACGGCGCGGGAGGGUCGCUACUGCCCGAGCUCCUGGGGAGCGCGGACGCGGAGGACGUGAACACGCCCGAGCCCGCGCCCGACGGCCCCUCGGCCGUGUCCCUGUACACGCUGCUGGCGGCCGGGGGCAGCCUGCUGCUGGGCGCCGUCCUCUUCACCGGCAUCGUGCUCAGGUACAGACGCCGCUGGCGGAAGGAGCCCCGGGGCCGGGGCAAGCCAGGCACGGAGGCGCUGCCCGCGGAGCCGCCGCCCAGCCCCAGCUCCCCGCUGAGCGACGUCCCGCUGCUGCUGCCGCUCGCCUCGCCCGGCCCCUACGACGUGGCCAACAUGGACUAUUUCUUCACCCCCCGCGCCUGGUGAGCGGCUGGCCGCCGUCGGGGCUGUGCGCGCCGCGCCGCGCCGCGCCGCGGGGACCCGGCUCCCACUGCCCGGGCCCGGCCCCCGCCGCCCGGGCCCGGCCCCCGCCCCGCUCCGGUCCCCUGGGCCUCGCUGCUGGGGCUGGAGCGCCUGCCCUGCCUUGGUACUGCUUGCAUGGGGAAAGAGCUGGUGCCGACCCGAUGCCUGCGCUGGGGCCCGGCCUGCCCCUAUGCUCCGAGCCCCGUCCUCCUCCCCUGUUCCUGCAGAGCCCGGGCGGGCACAGAGCCCCCGGCCGGGGGCAGUGGCAGGGCUGAAGCCCGCAGCACUCCACGCGUGCUCGGCUGCUGGAAGGGGCGGCGAAGGGGGCCCGGUGCUCCCUGAGCCGUCGCGGGGUAUUUUCGGUAGUGAUUUAUUUUUUUACGGGGGGGCGGGGAAUAAAGUGCUGUGAACAACCAA